AUGGCGGCCCGUCAGACCUCGGCCGGGGUGGGGCACGUCGUCGUUGUCGGCGGCGGCCUGGCCGGCAUCGCGGCCGCGUGCGAGCUGCUCGAGUGCGGGUGCUCCGUGACGAUGCUGGAGAAGAUGCCCAGCCUCGGCGGGAACUCCUCCAAGGCCACGUCCGGGAUCGCGGUGCCUGGGAGCAGGCUGCAGUCCGAGACGUACGGCCUACAGGACGACGGCGCAGACCUCGUCCAGCAGGGCGCGGGCGCUUGGCUGAAGGGGGCCCCGGGCGACGUGGAGUGGUUCCUAAACAGCCUUGGGCUCCAGGACGAGCUGGUGCUGAGGCAGACGCCUGGACACAAGGUGAUGCGCACCAUCGGCACGAAGCACAACUUCCCCGGCAUGGUCAUCACUUAUGCGGCCACCAAUCACCUGAGGCGCAUAGCAGAGACGCACACGGCUAAAGUCAAGAUCAUCACGCGCGCGGAGGUGAAAGGACUUGCCAUCUCUGCUGGCCAGGUCUGCGGGGUGACCUACCACAGGACACUCGAAGAUGGCAAAAUCGUCAGCGAAACUCUCUCAGGUCCCGUGGUGCUUGCCACGGGAGGCUACUGCGGGGACAAGUCGGCGCAAGGAUUCCUUCACCGGUACAGGGGAGACCUCAGGCAAUUGCCGACCACAAACGACGAGCGCAGCAGCGGCGACGGCAUUAGGCUGGCCCAGUCGAUGGGCGCGAAGCUGGAUCGCCUCCAGGACGUGGACCUCGUUCCGACGGCGCUGGUGGACCCGAGCGACCGAGGCAGCUCCCUGAAGCUGAUCGCCUCGGACUCCAUCCUGGGCGCGGGGGGCGCCAUCCUGGACGCCGCGGGCGGCCGUCCCUGCGACGAGCGGGGCCCCAAGCAGGACGCGGUGGCGAGGAUGGCGAGGGCCAGGGGCCCGUUCCGGCUGGUGAUCGGCACCGACAAGGCCGCUCCGCUGGAGUGGAUGAUGGAGUUCUACCAGAAGAACAAGCUCAUGCGGAAGCUCGGGUCUGGGGGCUCCGGGGGCGUCUCGGCGCUCGCCAGAGAGAUGGGCGUCAAGCAGGCGGCGCUGCUGAAAUCGCUCAAGGACGUCGUCGACCAGGACGGGGAGCUCUUCGUCGGCGAGGUGACGCCCGCCGUGUACUCCUGCGCAGGGGGCAUCUGCACCGACCCGACCACGUCCCAGGUCCAGGGCUCCGCCGGCCCGAUCAAGGGCCUCUUCGCAGCUGGCGAGGUGGCGGCGUCCCCCGAGUCCGCCGUGUGGGCCAUCUCGGGGGUGCCGCUCAUGCAGUGCAUCGCCACGGGCCGUGCGGCAGGCAGGAGCGCCGCCGCUCUGGCUCUGGAGGGCGCCGGCGCGGCACGCCAGGACCUGCGGCAGCUGAUCCUCAGCUCGCUCAACGCCGCGCUGGGCGCGGAUGCGGCCUCGCCGUCGAAGGCGUCGCCAUCGGACAAGCCGCUGGAGGAGCUCUCGAAGGAGGAGCUGAUCGCGAAGGUGAAGGACCUGCAGAUCAAUGGGGCCGUGGCCGCGCCGGCCACGGACGCGGCGUCCGCCGGCCCGCCGCCGAUCACCCUCGAGGACGUCGCGAAGCACAACACCAAGGACGACGCCUGGCUUGUGGUGAAUGGCGACGUCAUCGACGUGACCAAGUGGGUCCCAAUCCACCCAGGCGGAGAGCAGGCCAUCGCGGCGUACUUCGGAAAGGACGCCACCGAGGAGUGGAACAUGAUCCACAAGAAGGACAUGGUCCAGAAGAACAUCUCCAACCUCACGAUCAUCGGCAAGCUCGGCUCCGGUGGCGGCGGUGCUGGCGCCGCCGCCGCCGCCCCGGCCAAGGGCGACGGCAUCGAGCUCGCCGAGGUGGCUAAGCACAACACGAAGGAGGACGCGUGGAUCGUGGUCAACGGCCAGGUGCUGGACGUGACCAAGUGGAUCCCGGUGCACCCUGGCGGCGAGCAGGCCAUCAUGGCGUACCUGGGCCAGGAUGCCUCGGAGGAGUGGAACACGAUCCACAAGCCGAACAUGAUCGAGGCCAACCUGUCGAAUCCGAACGGCCCCGUGGUCAAGGGCAAGUUCGCGGGCGGAUCGGCGGCCCCGCCCCCGGUGGCGAGCGGCGGCGACGACGAGCUGCCGGCGCCUGACGGGCCCGGCUGCAUGCCGGGCCCAGUGGGGGCCCUCUUCUACAUGGUCCUCAACGUACUGAGGCUCAUCAUGAAGACGAUUCUGUUCACAGGGAACUUCCACUUCAGUUUCGACAACAACCGCAACGGCACCAUCCGCUCCGCCAUGUUCCUGCUCUUCUUCACGAUCGUCCACGCUGGUGGGAACGUGAUGGACCUGCUCGUCAACAACCGGCCAGAGGAAGUAAAUGGCGAGGGAUACCUCAUUGAGGACAGGAUGGGCUGGACAGGCGGCGGCAUCUGCUUGCUGGAGGAGUACACCGUCCUGUGCUUGGCGCUCCACGUCGCUGUCGCAUUGAAGCGGUCCUGGGACAUCUCGCUGAAUUACUGCGUCUACACGGGACGCUGGAACAUGCUGCUGUCUGGUCUGACGGUCCUCUCGUUCCUGUUCAAACAUCUAACCGACAUCCGGCUGUACCAGCACUGGACCUGCGCCGCUGUAUACCCGCCGAAGUACUUCAUCGCUUACGACAAGGUCUUCUCGGGGCACCUGUUCAGCGAGCCGGUGGCUCCAGGCCUUGCGCCGCCUGAGGGCGUCACGCCGGUGGCGGUCCACGACGUGUACACGCGGGAGUACGAGCUCUUCGGCGACCUCAACACUGUCCUGUUCUACUCUGCCUGCGUGAUCGUCUUCAUCUGCCACAUGGUCUGGGGGUGGAAGAAGCUGGUCCCCGCGGACACGUUCCAGAUCCCGAAGGAUCACGUCAAGGUGGUGACGUACCUGGGCCAGGGCCUCGCAGUGACGCUCGGCUGCAUGUACCUGUCUCUGGUGUGGUUCGUGUACCUGACCGUCCUGCCGGAUGGGAAGGGGCCCUUGGCUGAUCAGGUGGUCGUGAUGCCAUGCCCUAACGAGUGA
This is a messenger RNA of Prorocentrum cordatum, 3036 nucleotides long. The record is from the annotation of a GenBank genome assembly. Lineage: Eukaryota; Dinophyceae; Prorocentrales; Prorocentraceae.